This is a messenger RNA of Camellia sinensis, 552 nucleotides long. The record is from RefSeq and is a predicted model, not a curated record. Lineage: Eukaryota; Viridiplantae; Streptophyta; Magnoliopsida; Ericales; Theaceae.
AUGGGUGACUUUACAAGCCGUAGCAGGAAGGAGAUUGGUGGCGAGACUCCCAUCAUCGGUGAAGGGCUGACAGCCAAAGUGGUUUUUGGUGUCGGCGAGCGGCAGAAGAGGGGCGCGUACAAUUUGGAAAGAAAGAAGCAAGAAGGAGAUGGAGGCGGUGUUGAAGAAGAAGAAAAUGAAGGUGGCUGUAAAAGGAGGGGAGGGAGGACCGGUGGGAAAGAAGGUGAAAGAGGAGGUAGUGGAGUUGUCCCCAAGUCAGCAGGGGAGACCAGGGCUGAUAUAGGAGCGAAGAAAGAUGGAAGAAGCGACCCUGGUGGCUGCCCUGCUGGGCAAGGCAGUGGGGGGGAAGAUGGAGGUAGAGCCGCUAAAGGCCCAAUUGGAAGGGGUGCGGGCGUAAUUACAAAACUUAAGGGCGAAGAUGACGGAUUAGAGAAAGGUAGCGCGCAGCGUUCGCACGAAGGGUCUGGUCUAUGCUCAGAGGGCGAAGAGGAUGAAGGUUUUGGUGGUGGUGCAGUGAUACUUGGCCGAGCACGCCAGGGUGAGCCAGGUUAG